CAUACCCCUUUUUUCUUUUUCUCACAACCGAAAUAUGUCAGAUAACGCCAUCAAGAUUUUUACAGGUAACUCCCACCCUGAGCUUGCUAAGCUUGUGGCCAGCCGUAUCGGUAUUGAUUUGGCCAAGGCUGUUGUGAUGAAAUACUCGAACCAAGAAACCUCAGUGACAGUGGGAGAGUCAGUGCGUGAUGAAGAUGUUUUUAUUAUCCAGUCAGGUUGUGGAGAAAUCAAUGAUAAUUUGAUGGAACUCUUGAUCUUGAUUAAUGCCUGUAAGACAGCCUCUGCUCGUCGUAUUACAGCAGUCAUUCCUUGUUUCCCUUAUGCUCGUCAAGACAAGAAGGAUAAGAGCCGUGCUCCUAUUACUGCUAAAUUAACUGCCAACAUGUUGACAGUGGCAGGUGCUAACCAUGUCAUUACCAUGGAUCUUCAUGCCUCUCAAAUCCAAGGCUUUUUCAAUAUCCCCGUCGAUAACUUGUAUUGUGAACCCUCCAUGAUCAAGUACAUUCGCACAAAGAUCCCCGACUGGACCAAUGCCAUUAUUGUAUCCCCUGAUGCGGGAGGAGCCAAGCGUGCUACUUCUAUUGCAGAUCGUCUUGAACUUGAUUUUGCCUUGAUCCACAAGGAACGUAAGAGAGCCAAUGAGGUAUCUCGUAUGGUUUUGGUAGGUGAUGUGAGUGGUAAGAUUGCAAUUUUGGUCGAUGAUAUGGCAGAUACGUGUGGUACACUUGGCUUAGCGGCCAAGACCCUUGUUGAGAACGGUGCCGUUAAAGUGUACGCGAUUGUUGCUCAUGGUAUUCUUUCUGGCAAGGCCAUCAAGGUCAUUAACGAAUCUGUCAUUGAAAAGCUUGUGGUGACCAACACCAUUCCUCACCAAGACAAGAUGGCCAUUUGUCCUAAACUUGACGUCAUUGACAUUUCACCUACUCUUGCUGAAGCCAUUCGUAGAACUCAUAACGGUGAAUCUGUUUCUUACCUCUUUUCUCAUGCUCCUGAAUAAGUUUUAUUCUUGUUUUAUACACAUACUCAACUGCAUCCCCUCUUCCUUCCCCUUUCCUCCUCUCUUUUUAUUUUAUUUACUAUCUCAUAUUUAUAAAAAAUCCAAACUAUA
Mucor mucedo is the source of this 1108-nucleotide messenger RNA. Its product is annotated as ribose-phosphate pyrophosphokinase 3. The record is from RefSeq and is a predicted model, not a curated record. Gene Ontology annotation, molecular function: magnesium ion binding; ribose phosphate diphosphokinase activity. NCBI's taxonomy places the organism in Eukaryota, Fungi, Mucoromycota, Mucoromycetes, Mucorales, Mucoraceae. Gene Ontology annotation, cellular component: ribose phosphate diphosphokinase complex; cytoplasm. The coding region runs from base 35 to 997 and encodes 320 amino acids. Gene Ontology annotation, biological process: 5-phosphoribose 1-diphosphate biosynthetic process; ribonucleoside monophosphate biosynthetic process; purine nucleotide biosynthetic process. The transcript is spliced from 2 exons.